Messenger RNA from Pollicipes pollicipes, 357 nucleotides. RefSeq names its product pyridoxal-dependent decarboxylase domain-containing protein 1-like. NCBI's taxonomy places the organism in Eukaryota, Metazoa, Arthropoda, Thecostraca, Pollicipedomorpha, Pollicipedidae. The transcript has 4 exons. The coding region runs from base 19 to 357 and encodes 112 amino acids. The record is from RefSeq and is a predicted model, not a curated record.
GGCGACGGAGAGGAUGGCAUGGUCUGUAUCCGGUUCGGCAUGGUCACCAUGGACACGGACGUAGACGAGCUGUGCAGCUUGCUGCUGGACCUCGGAGGGCAGAUCGAGGAGUCCUCGCGCUUCCUCGAGACCAUGUCCGAGAUGCUCAUGAAAGGCAUCGAGGAGGCCAACCAGGACCUGCGCAAGGAGUCCGAGGACCAGCUGUGGCAGGAGGGCGUGCUGCGACACGUGCCGCUGGUGGGCACCAUCGUCAACUGGUGGUCGCCAUCGCCCAAGCCGGCCGUCCGAGGCCGCCGACUCGACCUGGCCGAAGGGGAGGGGAGAGAUCGACGGGUCGACCUGGCGAAGCUUACGUAA